ACGGUUAUUUUUCCGUUGCAGGUGAAUUUGAUAGCUAAACUAAGCCAUCCAUAUCUUUUAGAGUACAAAGAUGCUUGGGUGGACAAGGGGAGCUGUAUAUGCAUCGUUGCCGAUUAUUGCGAAGAUGAAAAUAUGGCGGAGGUCAUGAGGAAGCCUAGAGGAGCACUUUUCCCAGAAGAGAAACUCUGCAAAUGGCUGACUCAUCAAUUGUUAGCUUUGGAGCAUCUGCAUUCCAACCGCGUUCAUCAUAGAGACCUCAAAUUAUGUAACAUAUUCAUCACAAAGUACAACGAGAUCAGGUUAGGUGAUUUUGGAUUAGGAAAAUUGCUAGAUGAAGAAGGCCUUGCUUACUCGCUAUGUGGCACACCAAACGACAUGUGCCCUGAGCUCCUUGCCGGCAUACCCUAUGGCUAUAAAUCUGAUAUAUGGUCGCUUGGAUACUGUAUUUUUGACAUUGCUGCACAUCAAGCCCCGUUUAAAGCUUCUGACAAAACUGGACUUAUCAACAAAAUAAACCGGGGUUUGGUCUCACCACUUCCGAUUAUAUACUCCUCCACCUUGAAACAGAUAAUAAAAAGCAUGCUAAGGAAAACUCCAGAACACCGACCUACAGCUGCCGAGCUGUUGAGACAUCAACAUUUGCAACCAUAUGUCCUCUUGUGUCACAACCCUUCAUCUGCGUUUCUUCCUGUGAAGUCCCCGAGCAGAACGAUAGACAAAACACGACCAUCACCUGGAAAAUCUAUCAGUCCAAGAGGUAGCAGAGAGAGACAGACAGUUAAAGCUAAAAGAGAAGAGAGCUGUCCUUUACUUUGA
Messenger RNA from Capsicum annuum, 816 nucleotides. RefSeq names its product serine/threonine-protein kinase Nek6-like. The record is from RefSeq and is a predicted model, not a curated record. Gene Ontology annotation, molecular function: protein kinase activity; ATP binding. The transcript has 11 exons. Gene Ontology annotation, biological process: protein phosphorylation. NCBI's taxonomy places the organism in Eukaryota, Viridiplantae, Streptophyta, Magnoliopsida, Solanales, Solanaceae. The annotation marks the transcript as partial.